AGCAUUAAUUCCAUAACGUUUCAUUUGCGUUCCCAUUCGGGUCACUGCAGUGCGGGGUUGAUCACUUCGACUGAAGUGGUGCUAUCCCAAUUUGUGCACCAAACCACCUGUGCCACCCAAACAUACAGAAAACCAAAGCUUCUUAUAACACAUAAGAUUUGCGACCCAGGGGACCAAAUAUUACUGUUUCAUACCAAACAAUUGAGGCACGCUUUCAAGAUAUCCUCAACGUCUAUCUCGUCUAUCUUGACAAUUAUAAGUGGGUUUCGAGAUUACGUUCCUCAUCCAACAUACAAACAUGCCAGUGACAAAUUUCUACACUGAGGAGAAGUACGAGUACCUCAACGGAUUUGGGUCUCUUCAUGAAUCAGAAGCGAUCAAAGGGGCUCUUCCCAUCGGUGCCAAUUCUCCACAGAAAGCGCCGUUCGGCUUGUAUGCAGAGAAGCUAUCUAGCACUGCGUUCACAGCGCCUCGUCAUGAAAACCUACAGACUUGGCUCUAUCGCAUUAUUCCAGCAGCUUCACAUUCUUCCUUUGAGCCGUUGAAGCAAAAUAGACCCGACUCCGGAGGCAAACUCCACCAGAUCCCUAAUCAGUUGCGAUGGGAUCCUUUUGACAUCAACAAUGAGACAGAUUGGAUCAGUGGUCUCAGACCAGUCGGUGGCGCCGGAGAUCCGAGCAUGAAGACUGGUCUUGGCAUCUUCAUUUUUGCUGCUGGUCGAAGCAUGGAUUCCAACGUGGCCAUGUAUUCUUCUGAUGGCGAUAUGUUGAUUGUUCUCCAGCACGGUGUGCUCGAUAUCAAGACCGAGCUAGGUAACUUGCUAGUCCGGCCCAACGAGAUUGCCGUCAUUCCACGUGGUAUCAGAUACCAAGUCAAUCUUCCUAAUGGACCAGUUCGAGGAUACAUCCUUGAGCUUUACCAGGGUCAUUUUGUACUUCCAGAACUGGGCCCCAUCGGCUCCAACUGUUUGGCCAACGCACGGGACUUUCAAGUUCCGACCGCAGCCUUCGAUGAGGAUUCAAGCCAGUGGUCAAUUGUCAACAAGUUCAACGGAGAUUUCUUUGUUGCAACACAGAACCACACGCCAUUUGAUGUGGUGGCUUGGCAUGGCCAAUACUACCCAUACAAGUACGAUCUUGGCCGUUUUUCUGUCAUAGGCAGCAUCUCGUUCGACCACCCAGAUCCGUCCAUCUACACCGUUCUCACUGGCCCAUCGGACCACCCAGGCACAGCCGUGGCCGACUUUGUCAUCUUCCCGCCUCGUUGGCUUGUGCAGGAAGACACAUUCCGCCCUCCAUGGUAUCACCGAAACACGAUGUCCGAGUUCAUGGGCCUCAUUUGUGGUGACUACGAUGCAAAGACUGGUGGCGGCUUCCAGCCUGCUGGAGCAAGUCUACAUAACGUCAUGUCUGCGCAUGGACCUGAUGCCAGCACGUUUGAGCGGGCCUCAAAUGCCGAGUUGAAGCCGCAGAAGAUCGGCGAGGGAAGCAUGGCUUUCAUGUUUGAAAGCUCUCUGAUGAUUGGAGUGACAGACUGGGGCUUGGAAACGUGUCAAAAGGUCCAGAAGGGAUACAGUGAAGAUAGUUGGACGGGACUGGUGUCCCAUUUCAAAAAGCCAGAGUAAAGUGUCGUUACGUCAGCGGAUUGGGAUUUGCAUUCACAAGGUACUGAGCUAGGUAUGUGAGAAACAGAAUGUAAUGAGAG
Messenger RNA from Colletotrichum godetiae, 1704 nucleotides. Its product is annotated as homogentisate 1,2-dioxygenase. The transcript has 2 exons. Gene Ontology annotation, cellular component: cytoplasm. The coding region runs from base 299 to 1624 and encodes 441 amino acids. Gene Ontology annotation, molecular function: homogentisate 1,2-dioxygenase activity. Gene Ontology annotation, biological process: L-phenylalanine catabolic process. NCBI's taxonomy places the organism in Eukaryota, Fungi, Ascomycota, Sordariomycetes, Glomerellales, Glomerellaceae. The record is from RefSeq and is a predicted model, not a curated record.